Molecule: messenger RNA, 690 nt
Organism: Aspergillus mulundensis
Lineage: Eukaryota; Fungi; Ascomycota; Eurotiomycetes; Eurotiales; Aspergillaceae
Product: cysteine hydrolase family protein
Exons: 1
Coding region: 1-690 (229 amino acids)
Source: RefSeq, a predicted model, not a curated record
AUGCCUCUAACAUUCAGCCAACCAACGGCCCUCCUCCUAAUCGACAAUCAAAAAGGCUUCGAUGUCGACCCACGCACUCCCUGCCACUGGGGUACUCAUCGCUCAAACCCAUUGCUCGAGCAAAACCUCUCCAGCCUCUUAACAGCCUUCCGUGCCGCCAAAUCCAGAUCUGGGGCUAAACUCGAAAUCAUUCAUGUCUUCCACUCUUCCACCUCAGUCGCAUCUCCUCUCCACCCAUCCGCAGCCAACGGCACGGGGAUCCAGCCCCUGGAUUUCGCCCAACCAGCACCAGAUGGCUCCGAGCCGGUGAUGUGGAAGCAUGUCAACUCCGCCUUUAUCGGGACGCAGCUUGAAUCCUACCUUAGAAAGCACGAGAUCAGGCAGCUGAUUGUGGCGGGGAUCACGACGGACCACUGCGUGUCGACGUCUGUGCGGAUGGCAGCGAAUCUAGGUGUUGUGGAUCGGUAUCCUCAGGGCGAGCCCGUUUUGAAUGGAGAUGGAAGCCAACCGAGCACAGUGCCGGUUGACAAAGGCCGAAUUGUGCUUGUUGGCGAUGCGACAGCCACCUGGGCCAAAGGGGGCUUUGACGCUGACACGGUGCAUGCUGUGACUCUAGCCAGCUUGGAAGGGGAGUUUGCGGAUGUCAUGAAAACGGAGAAAGUCGUUGCUUCCCUGGAAGAGUUGAAGUAG